UGACUUGGCGUUCAUUCUCUAGGCCUAUUUGGUCUUGGUCUCAACCUGUUUCAUACAGCUUUGGUCCCUUUGACUCAUGGCGUCAACAGUGGGCCAGCUACGUUGUGCACAGUGUAGCCUUAAAGAGUCCUGCUACUUCUUCACAUAGCUUAUCAACCCGAAACAACACUUUAAAAGAACAGAGUUUUUGGCACUUUCAAAGUCGUGAAAUCGGUAUAAACUUCCUGAGAAUCUAUACAAGCAGUGUAAAAAAAUAUAUAAACAGUAAAACAGGUAAACAUGUAUGAUGACUUGAAGAGAGCCCACAACAAACUCAACAAAGCGUAUGUGUAUGCCCCACAUGCUGUCACAGUCAAAGCCAUAGUUUCUCAGAACUGUAACUGUAAGCCACGUCUAUGGCGACCUUGCCACUGGGAUACAGCCGUCAAGUUGCUCCUGGGGCAAUGUCCGACGUCGCUCGCUUCUCUGAAAGUCCCAGACAAAACCGGGACAAGCCCGGGCACAGGCCAGCGGACUACCAACCGCCCUCAGCUCUGUCCCUCCGCUCACGCUCUCGCCUUACUGCGUCGGAGACUCACUUCCAGGGUGGUCCUUGCUUUGAGAAUUGGCGAACAGUAUGAGCAGUCAGCCAGCAGCUUUCAGACUGAGAACCCGCACUGUCCUCGGGAAAGAAGAAGUCUUGGCAACGAGACGGGCCGGGCGGGAACGACUGGGGAUCACAAUGGCGUCUUGGGGGAAAUUGUGGGCAUUUUGCAGGAAGAAAGCAUUCUCACUCAACUUCUUCAGAUCGUGGACUCCAUGAAAAACAAACCAGAGUGUGAUUCUGAGAUACACGUGAUGAGAACUCAUUCAGGCGUAGAUCGAGACCCCAAUGGUUGGAAUCUGGAAGAAAGCGGAGAUAAGACAAGCCACACGACUGGUUUUGGACUACCCAAAGUUGACGAAACGGUUUCUUAUGGUUCUUGCAGUUUUCUGCGGACGAAUAAUGAGUUGGAGAGCAAGAACUCAUGGGAAAGAUUCAUCAGGGAGUGUGCGAAGAGAGAUGAAAUUGUAGACAUUCACAUCGAAAAUCACAACGCAUUGAAACAACUUUAUGCCCAAGGGGAAGGGGAAAAUCAUUUAACUAACACAUCUCAAGACAUGAUACAGCAUUCUACUGAAAAGAGUAUGGUUUUAACUGAAACUGAAAACACUUUUCCCAAGCCAAAUACACAUCAACUUGCGGAUUCUUUAGUCGUAUUGAAUUCUACAUUCGAAGACCUUAAAUCUCAAAGGGAUAGGAACUAUGACAGUAACACGUCUACUGUACAUCAAGUAGGAGAUAUGCCUUCUAUCCAAAACCAACAUUUUACAGAAAGUUUCACCGCUGCCGCCUACUUCAACCAAAGGCUUAUCCACCCUAGCAAACUAUUCCAAGAUAUAGCUGCAGGGAGGAGCGUGCCCACGGGGGACUAUGAGGUGGACUCCCAAUUGAAUAUGCUGCACUGUAAUGUUAGUGAUGAAAACCUUAAUGACCAUAUUCUUCUGAGCAACUGCCAAGUGACGAACAAGGGCAAUGGCAAUCAGAAAGAAAAGGUCGACAAUAGAACAAUGGGGCAUUAUUUUCCAAAUUCACCGAAACACCUCCAAAGCCAGGCUGCAUGGGAUGUAAAUUUCCCUGCUGACAGAAACUCAGUUGGCAAACGCCGUCCUCAAACGAUCACGUCACACGAAAUGGACGAGACAUGUGAAAGGAAAGAUAUCCAGACCACACACAGAGGUUGCAACUUUAGUUCCAAAAUAAUGAGCGGCCAAGACAUGAACAGCCGGAGCGAACAGGAACGUCGGAGUCCACGGGCAAGCUUUGGGAAUCCAUUCGUACAUCGACCUAGGAUCACAUACAAGAGGAACCCAACUGACAUGCAGUCACACAAAGCUCCCGUGUUCGUCUUCCCUUCUUCUCACGCUUGUGGAAGGCAGCAGUCGUCAUCGAUGGCGAAGAUGAUUCCCUUGGAUUUCAAUCUUAACGCUGUGUACAAAAUGAACGGUCAAGAGUACCUUGACCUCGCCGGCCCCUCGCUGCCUCAGCCUAGCUUGCACGGGUGUGGCGGGUCACAUUCUGAGGAGCGAAAGUUCUCAAACAGUCUCGGCUCUGGCCGGGGUGACCAACAAGUCCAGACGGCGUCAACGUGUGACCUUUGUGUGAUGAGUGGCGUACAGCAUGCAGGCCAAGGAGAACCCGCGGCGCCCAUCUUGCCGUGUCUCCAAAAAUCCUUUGCUAGUGACACAGCAGUAAAGAAAAGGGAUACCAUGACACCUACCAGAUGCAGUGAAGUCUUGUCUGCGCGCCAGAUGGGGCCUGUUGUGGUGGUGGGUGGGACCUCCGCACUACUUCUGGCCAUCAGCAUACCUCUGGGGGUUACCGUAACACCUUUCAUCAGACUCCUUUGGGAGGUGGUGCUGCACAUGGCUCUAAUAGUAUUGCUGCUAAUGAUCAUCUUUGUGGCCUUAGAAGCAAAUAACCUCACAGACGCAGUGCUGGGUCAUUUCCAUUUGCUUGCAAACAUGUUACGGUCUUCUUCAACCUGCGACGUGGACCACGACACCGUUGAUGACCAGAAAGUUCCAGAGUUUUCUGAAACUGCCCCAACUCAAACCGUUAUUCCUGGAAGCUUUUCCGAAGACUUGGCUGUGAAGACCGCCAGCAAUAAAGAGCUAUUCCAUUCAAAUAAAGCAACUCUUACCUCGUUCUUGAGUCCCUCCUCGCAGCUCUCGAUAGAUCCAGAAGUUUCAGUCCCAGUUGACGCUUCAACGUUCAUUAACGGUAUAAAAGACUGCGCUGAAAAGUCUAACGUGCUGUCUGAGCACGACAAAGAUACUCCUAAAUGCCAGUUGUCUUUGGGCGAGCCGACGAGUGACACGUCAUCCGUGGAUGUGUCAACGAUGACUGAUCAUGCUGAGAGUGUUGACAAUAACGUCGGAACUGUUCUACCCGAAAAAUGUGUAGCCGAGGUCAUGACUGAGGUCGUGAAUUUAUCGAGCGAGUCCACCCAGACCGAUGAUACAAUUUUUUCCUGUGACGACGGUGUAGUCUGCGACACGGGAUCUCGAUUGGUGGAAAUUCCACUGAAAGCAGCCAAAGUGGAAACCGCCGAUGCCUGUGUGCUGGCUGACAUGGAUGCCAAAAGGAUCUACCAGCAGAUUGAAAAGGUGCAACAGAAGCAUGAUCACUCAAUGAAAAGACUAAGAAGAAAAUUCUUAGCCAUGCGUCGACGCUGUCAGAUUGAAGCUAAAGACUUGAAAGGCAACACUACAAGAAAGAACGAAUUCCUGACGAAGUUACAGCUCACCAUACCGAAUCUUCAAAAAGAGAAGAGUUUUCUCUUGGCUGAACGUGCCUCGGUGGAGAAGCAGUUUGAAAAUGAAAAGAAGAGGAACAGAGAACUAGUGUGUAGGCUUACAAAACUGAACCAAUACUUUUACCGACUAGGUCAGAUGCAGCAGACGCCGCCCCCAGUCCACUGGCGACAGCAGACGCAAGCCCAGCCUCACAACUCUGUCGUCCCGACACUCCGGUGUCCGGCGGAAGGUCAAAGCUCCAACUCACAGGCUCAGCGUUCAGCAGCCACGGACCGACAGCAGCAUCUUCAACAGCCGCUGCACCAGCAGAAGACUCACCUUCAUGCUUUGGGCACACAGCCACACGUUCAAGGCGCGGGCUCGCUUCCCUCCCCGAAUCGACACCAGGCAGGGCAGCAUCAACAACAGCAGCAACAGCAGCAACAGCAGCAACAGCAGCAACAGCACCUACUGCAUAACCAUGCUCUGGUUUUACAGCAGCAGCAGCAGCAGCAGCAGCAACACCACCACCAACACCAAACACAACAGCCACCUCAGUCACUUCUCCAACAACAACGUUUGCCAAUUUUUCAAUUAUUUAACAAGACGUUCAGUCAUUCUCAAGACAGUUUGAACCCUCCAAUCUAUAUGCACAUAAAACAGCAACAGCAGCAGCAACAACAACAUCAACAACAGCAACAGCAACAGCAACCGCAGCAGCAGCUACCACAACAGCAACAGCAGCUGCAGCACCACCCAAAAACUCUUCAACAGCAGCAACAACAACAUCAAUAUCAGCUACAGCAGCUCCAGCUACCACAACGCUCAAAUGGACUUAACUCGCUCCAGGCGAACGACUACAACGAGCAAGUGCACACAGGUAUGGCAACCAAGACAACUGGCAACGUUGGCAAUGGUUCCCCGAGGAACGGAUAG
Molecule: messenger RNA, 4254 nt
Organism: Aplysia californica (California sea hare)
Lineage: Eukaryota; Metazoa; Mollusca; Gastropoda; Aplysiida; Aplysiidae
Exons: 11
Coding region: 280-4254 (1324 amino acids)
Source: RefSeq, a predicted model, not a curated record